This is a messenger RNA of Hyposmocoma kahamanoa, 2439 nucleotides long. RefSeq lists its product as uncharacterized. The record is from RefSeq and is a predicted model, not a curated record. Lineage: Eukaryota; Metazoa; Arthropoda; Insecta; Lepidoptera; Cosmopterigidae. The transcript has 3 exons. Bases 1 to 2439 code for a protein of 812 amino acids.
AUGGCCGUUAAAAGUUCCAUGUUCGUAUUUCAGGUUGUAAUAGAGAAAUUGUCUAGUUUUGUUGAGAGUCGCGGCUUAGUGGUAAGGGCAAAUUUUGCCGAUAUAUUUUCGCUGGAGCUUAAAGACCCUAAGUCAAUGCACAUAGUGAUGCCUGAGCCUCCACCGCUGCCGCCUGAACCUGUCGGGAAAGGCAAAAAGAAAAAGCCAAAGCCAAAAAAAAAAGGUAAGAAAGGAAAAGAACCGCCACCACCACCGGAGCCAGCUAUACAAGCAGGUCAAUCUGUGCUAUUCACCAGUACCGCAGAAUUCAUUAUUCAGCUAAUGAAGACUUGUCCGAUGGAAGUUUCGCUAUGGAACAAGGAGGAAGAUCCAGCUUUUAUUGGGUCGACAUUGGUCCAUUGGGAUCCUGUCUUUUUUCAAUAUCUCGUUAAAGUAUUUAACUGCCAAGAUACGACUCCACCGUUUGUAAAAGAUGAAUACAAUGUAUUCCAAGAAGGAACAUCCAAAAUAUUAGCGAAGAUAACUUUACAAGUCAAAUUGAGCAAUCUUACGGACAGAGUGGUCACAACUUUUCGAACUCUUUCGGAAGAUCCACAGAUUAAGAAAGUUCUGUAUACUGGGAUGAACUCGAAAGUGACGUCCUAUGUAUGUAAUUAUAAAACGACUGACGAGGUUUAUCAUAAAAACUCCGUAUUAAUAGAUAAUAAAUAUACAGUGGAUAAGCCUAUAGUAUAUGCUGAUUACAAAAAUGCUCCCGGUGCCUUAUUGCCGUUACCCAGUACCGAAAAUAUCUGCUGCGUCGGAAAUGCUGACAAACCACCGGACGACAAGUACAGCGCACCGGAGACUGCUCCCGAUAUCGACUUCAUUUGUGAUUAUGUUCGCAAAAUUAUCUCUUCUUGCAAUGAUAAUAUGAGAAUGCUGACUCCGCGUCCGACGAUUAGACCACGGGUCAAAGCUACAGACAUCGACAAACUAUGUUAUUGCAGAGAGACUAAUUGGCCGCAAGGUGACCUAGCUGAAAGGUUUAGAAAGGAAGCUCAAGCGAAUUGCCCGAUUUGUGUAGACGGCGGUAGAAACGCAAGAUCAAGUCACCCGCUCUCAUUCGACAUAGCGAACAUAAGAGGUCCUUGCGGGAGACCUGAUUGCAGAAUCGCAAGAGAUAUGCGAGCUUAUAUUGAAAACCUAUUUGAAGAAGAUCAAAAAGAGGUUGUUAUAGAUGAAAUUGUGGGACCUUGUGGAAGUAGGUCAUGUACGUUAGCUAAUAAUAUACAACAAUUCAUUCGUCAUAAAGGAAAAUUCGUCCACGGCAGACACGUACAGGGUUUGUCAACUCAAUGCGCAUGUGUGGACAUAAUGAAUGAAGCACUUACUAGAAGAAGCUCGUGUAACACCUUGUGCAGUAAAGACUGUGAAAAUAGUGAGAGUGAACAGUGCGAUGGAAAAAUUUGUCCUUUUAAGUCUACCAAUGAAGAUUCUAAUGUAUCUCCAGAAGAUGCAGAUGCGCUUGAACAAGAGCCAACUGCUGUUUAUGCUGUUUAUUAUUGCUUGGUUCAGUAUGACAAAGAUUUAGGCGAACUUUCCUCGCAAAAUAACUCCAAACCGUCUUCCAGAUCACCUUCUCCUACUGGCUCAGUAGUUCGUCAAUGUGCAUUACCUUCAUGCUCUAAAAGCACUUGCGGCACCGAUGCAUUUAUCAAUGCUCUGAAAGUACCCCCGACUUCAAAAUGUGUAAGUCUAAGUUGUCCAGACUCUACACAAGUAGACCAACGAAGUCCAGAUGAUAGCCACGUCGAAAUUCAGAUAUCGGAGAUACAUAAUGCAUGUUGUGUUAAAACUUGUACAGUAGGUGAGAGUGUAAAGAAAUUUGUGAUAGAAGCAUAUGAAAAUCAAGAAAAGCGCAAAAAAAUGGUAUCAGACGUUCUUAAUGAUCCAUGCUAUUGCGAUUGCUCAUGUCAAUUUAAGUCGAUAAAGAAAACUUCAUACUGCCCUGUUUGUGGAGGGUUUGAAUGUCUAGGAGACGAUACGGCUAAGCUCCCCGAGUACGCGAAACCACAUCCGUGCCCCGUCUACCAUAAAUUGUACGACAAAACGAAAAUUAGAACUGAAAGUCCUUUUCCAGAAGAAGGUAAAGAAAAAGAAGACGAAAAAAAAAAGUCCGGCACAGGCAGCUCUAGAAGUUUGAAAAACGCGUCGUCUAAAGAAGGAAUGGAACCAAAAACAAUUUCGUUACAAAAAAAGAAACGGAAAAAGAAGUCCGUUGGAAAAUUUACAGCUAAUGUUGAGGAAGAAGAAGAAGUCAAGGUAGUUGCGAAGCCAAGCAAUCCAUGGGCUAUUCCUGCAGUUCCAAAGACAAUGGGAUGGUUAUGGACAGCCGAUGAUGUCCCGGGAUUAAAGGUACCAGUGUUAUCUAUCGCAAAGUCUGUGAAGAUAGUGUGA